This is a messenger RNA of Aedes aegypti (yellow fever mosquito), 2881 nucleotides long. RefSeq names its product DNA polymerase iota (gene PolI). The record is from RefSeq and is a predicted model, not a curated record. Gene Ontology annotation, molecular function: damaged DNA binding; DNA-directed DNA polymerase activity. Gene Ontology annotation, biological process: translesion synthesis. Lineage: Eukaryota; Metazoa; Arthropoda; Insecta; Diptera; Culicidae.
AGCUGUAAUCAAUACAUACGUACAAUGCAAAGCAAAGCAGCAGAGAGCACUAAAAACUGACGAGAAGCAACACGACGAUUACGAAUGAUUGCUGGUGUUUUGUAGUACGACAUGCCAUGGAGUAAAAGCAGCAGAUUUAUCAUCAAGCGAAGAUAUUUGUCAGUGGUGACAGGCAAAGUACAAGGCUCAGGACCUCUGGAGAAACAUUGGCCUACUAUUCUUCGGAAACAACAAUUUCGGUGUUUGAACGUAACGUGAGCGAGGAAGUGCCCUCAGUUCAAUAAGUAACAACAAGCUUGUUGGAGUUCGCAUCGAAAGUCACAAAAAAUCACCAGAAAAACGGAAAAUAUCCUUUCGUUUUGUACAACGAAGGUGACAAAAAAAAAAACUUUCCAAAAAGAACGGGGGAAAGUAUGCUGGCUGGCUGAACGAGUUUUGUGCUGUGUGUAACAAACGAGUAAGACAGAGAAACAGCUCCCACCUCUCCGUGAGAGCGAAUGAAAGAGACAUUCGCAGCCUACUGCACAAGAAAAGAUCUUGUUGGUCCCAGUUGAAUGGUCUUGGAUGAACGUACACAGCGGAACAUACAAUGGAAGAUUUGGAUACCCAGAACGAUGUAGAGGACCAUCCUCGUGUUAUCAUACAUGUGGACAUGGACUAUUUUUACGCGCAGGUUGAAGAGAUAUUGGAUCCAAGCCUUAAGGACAAACCGGUGGGCGUCAAACAGCGGUUUAAUGUGGUAACAUCCAAUUACAUCGCGCGAGAAUAUGGCAUUAAGAAAAUGAUGUUAAUUAACGAAGCCACAAAGCUGUGCCCAGAUUUAGUGCUCGUUAAUGGAGAGGAUUUGACCAAAUACAAGCAAAUGUCAGCAAAGAUUCACGAAAUCAUGCACAAAUUCACGCCCAAUGUAGAAAAAUUAGGGCUGGAUGAAAACUAUUUGGACGUAACGAGAGAGAUAAAUGAUCAGCUAGAACAAAAGCUCAAUCUGGAACAGUUGCAGAAUGUCGAAGGAUUCAUAUACCCGCCGAAGGAAGAUUCCAAUCUGUCGGAUCAAGAGGUAUUCCGCAGAGCGUGUAGUUGUGGUUGUGACAGAAGGUUAAUACUUGCCUCUCAUAUGGCAAAACAAAUAAGAGAUCGCAUAUUUUGCGAACUAGGUAUGAAGUGCUGUGCGGGAAUAGCUCAUAAUAAGUUAUUAGCGAAACUCGUGGGCGGUGUCCAUAAGCAAGACAAACAGACGGUGUUGCUUCCGAACUGUGCUGCGAGCUUUGUGAGAUCGCUAGGAACAGUCAAAAGUUUGACUGGUAUCGGUGACAAGACUGCUCAAAUUUUAGAGGAAUGUGGUGUGAGAACUGUUCAGGAACUUCAGGAAGCUCCACUUCAUCAACUUUCGAAACGCCUAGGGUAUGAACAGUCCAGUAAACUGAAAGAAAUGUCUUUUGGCAAAGACGAUACGCCGGUUAAACAAACCGGGAAACCAAAAUCAGUUGGUUUAGAAGACUCUUGUCCCGCGAUUUCUAUUCGGGCUGACGCUGAAGAUAAGUUUCGGCAUUUGUUGGUCAGAUUAGUAAAGAAUAUUGCCGAUGAUGGUCGCAUUCCCAUAGCUAUUAAAGUAACAGUUAGAAAACACGAUUCGGUGAAGAAAACGAGUCAUCGUGAAUGCAAACAAGAUAAAAUACUGCCAUCCUAUUUUCGGCACAAAGAUGGCAAGUUGGUUUUGGCUGACGGAGCUCAGGAUAAAAUUCUAGCCGUUGUGAUGAAGGUAUUCGAGCGAAUGGUUGAUCUACGACAACCGUUCAAUAUAACAUUAUUAGGACUUUCCUUUUUCAAAUUCCAAGAGCGUAAGGCCGGCUCCAAAUCGAUAGCUAAUUUCCUUAUCAAAAAGUCCGACAUAGAGGUACAAUCCAUUACAAACCUAAGCAAUGAAUCGCUUACAUUAAGUGACAGUUUCACAUCGAACCGGUCCUUCCCUACUGCAAUGGAUUGCGAUCCCUCGUCUAGCACGUGUCUUUCAGAUACCGCUUCAAUAGCAUCGCUAUCUGGUUCAGAGUCUGAUGCCGAACCCUCGCCUAAAAAGUGUCGUCGUCUGGCAACUUUUCUGGCUCGAAAGAAUAGCAGUCUGCUACCAUCCAACGAAGAUGAUUCCUCGUCCCCCAGCAAGCUUCGUGUAGCUGACCUACGACUCAAUUCGAAAGAGUACGACCAAGAGCCUUCCAGCAGUGGUACAAACGCAACAAACAUUCCAUUCUGUUCGAAUUCUACAGGAUUUUUCAAGAAUCAUCUUUCCACGUCCACUCCAGCAAAACCGUCCUUACUCGCAGAAUCGGUAGGACCAUCCAGCAGCGGAAGCAUAAAGACGACCAAUGAAAGCGGUAUGCCCUCAAAUGUUGAUCCGGAUGUGUUCAAUGCAUUGCCGGUGGAAGUGCAAAAGGAACUUUUGGAAAACUGGCGGUUGUCUAAUCCUACAUCAUCAUCAUCGGGCACAUCGAUAUCCAGCGGCAGCUCUAGCUCUAGUCGAAAAAACACACUUCACCGAUACUUUGUUAAGAACGCAUAGCGAAGCUCUCUCACGGAAGGAGAUUAACAGUUUAGAGUGUUUAUUUAUUAAACCAGUAUGAAACAUUACUUUUCUCUGUUGCAACAAUAAUUAUGUUUAGUCGUUUUGGCUGUAAAUAUCCCGUUUUUCUGUUUAACGCUCCACGCUGGAAUAUGAUAAAAAUUAAGCUUUGAAAAACCCGUUCUGUAUCAUCAGAAAAACAUUCGAGAAAAAAAAACAAAUUGUUAUAAACAUUAUAAGGAUCUUACACCUUUUACUACGUGAUCGAAAGAAUAAAUUGAAUAAAGGUACAUUCUUGUCCGAGCGCAAAUGGGCAACGUUAAAGAA